Trichogramma pretiosum is the source of this 2180-nucleotide messenger RNA. RefSeq names its product cytochrome P450 4g15-like. The record is from RefSeq and is a predicted model, not a curated record. Bases 1 to 1653 code for a protein of 550 amino acids. Gene Ontology annotation, molecular function: iron ion binding; monooxygenase activity; oxidoreductase activity, acting on paired donors, with incorporation or reduction of molecular oxygen. The transcript has 8 exons. NCBI's taxonomy places the organism in Eukaryota, Metazoa, Arthropoda, Insecta, Hymenoptera, Trichogrammatidae.
AUGGACGCGGUGCCGAUCACAUCGUCAUACUUCCCUUCGUCGCUAUUCUGGCCACUUCUAAUUGUCGUCGGAGCUUUGACGGCUAUACAUUAUUACAUGGAAAAUUUGCGAAUCGUGAGACUCGGCAACAAACUUCCAGGUCCGAAAACGGUUCCCUUCUUUGGAAACGCAUUGAUGGCCGUUGGUGUCAAGCCAAAGGAUGUACUCACUGAAAUCGAAAAGUACGACAUCUACGGAAAUGUCGCGAGAGCAUUUCUGGGCCCUAAACUAGUCGUUUUUCUCGUUGAUCCAAGAGACAUCGAAAUCAUUCUCAGCAGUACGGUUCACAUUGAUAAAUCCCCCGAAUAUAGAUACUUCGCACCGUGGCUGGGCGAGGGAUUGCUCAUCAGCACGGGCGAGAAGUGGCGCAGUCAUCGUAAAAUCAUCGCUCCGACUUUUCAUCUGAACGUGCUGAAGUCGUUCGUGCCUCUGUUCUUCGAGAACAGCAUCGACCUGGUGAAUCGAUUGAGGAACGAGGUCGGCAAGGAGUUCGAUUGCCACGAUUACAUGUCGAGCGUCACGGUCGACAUUCUGCUGGAAACCGCGAUGGGCGUGAGAGGCACGCAAAAGGAAAAGAGCAGCUUCGACUACGCCGUGGCUGUGAUGAAAAUGUGCAACAUUAUUCAUCAGCGCCAAUACAACUUCCUGUUACGUCUUGACUCGAUGUUCCAAUUCACGGCCUUUGCCAAGAAACAGAAACAAUACUUGGACACGAUUCAUGGCCUGACCAAGCGCGUCAUCAAGAAGCGCAAGGCCGAAGUCACGGAAACCAAGGAGGACUCCAAGACCAUGCAGGAGAUCGUGAAGGACAUGAGGGAUCAGAGGGAGGAGAGUACCAACGACAGCUUCUCGAAGAUGAAGUACGUGAGGGACGAUUUGGACGAGAUCGAUGAGAAUGACAUUGGAGAAAAAAGAAGGCUGGCAUUUUUGGAUCUGAUGCUGGAAUUGAGAAAAAAUGGCGCUCAGAUGACCGAUGAAGAAAUAAAAGAAGAAGUCGACACCAUUAUGUUUGAGGGCCACGAUACAACUGCUGCAGGAUCAAGCUUCGUCCUUUGCGUUUUGGGCGCCCAUCAAGACGUUCAGGCUCGAGUCAUGGAUGAAUUGAACGAGAUAUUCAAGGGUUCGGAUCGACCAUGCACGUUCCAGGACACCUUGGAAAUGAAAUAUCUCGAGAGAGUGAUUUUGGAAACUCUCCGACUGUUUCCACCAGUGCCAGCGAUCGCCAGAAAAAUUAACGAGGAUGUGCACUUGGCGUCUGGAGAUUACAUCGUGCCCGCCGGUUCAACCGUGGUGAUUCCCCAAUGGAAAACUCACCGUUUACCCGAGCAUUACCCGAAUCCCUUGAAGUUCGAUCCCGACAAUUUCUUACCCGAUAGAACGCAAGAUAGACAUUAUUACGCUUACAUUCCAUUCAGUGCUGGACCGCGAUCCUGCGUGGGUCGAAAGUACGCGAUGUUGAAGCUGAAAAUCUUGCUGUCGACGGUGCUGAGAAAUUACAAAGUGACCUCCGAUCUGAAGGAGGAAGAUUACAAACUGCAAGUCGACAUCAUCUUGAAGAGGUCCGACGGAUUCAGAAUAAAAAUCGAGCCGCGAAACGAGACGUUGGUCGCGUGAAUACAAAGAGAAACUGAAUUAUUGUAAAUUUAAAAUAGGUAUAUAAAUAAUAAAAUAAAUUAGCCGAUAAUUUUUCAUGAUAGCAUUGUGAGCUCUGUUAUACGGUUAAGGUAUAGAACGAUGAAAUUGUAAUAGGAAAAAAGUAAUUCAUAUAUCGAAUAAGGUUUGAUGAUUGGUUUUGUUCUCCGUCGUGUGUGCAACUGUAUAAUUCAUAUGAUUUUUUCAUCCGCGUAGCGCAUCAUAGCACUCAUUAGCCUAAGAUGAUAUUUUUUGAAUAAAAAUAAUACAUUAACAUUUUAAGAGAAAUAAAACCUUUAUUGACUUUUUAGAGGUCUGAAAUUACUGACUUUGCCUUUUAAUUGUUACAUUCUAUAUACAUGUUAAUAGCCAAAAUUUGUAAACUUAAUGAUUAUUUUUUUUAUGGCCCAGCCAAAUCAAUAAAAUUUAAAAAAAAAUUAACAAUAUAUAAUUCAAAAUAAAUAUAAUUAAUACUACGAUGAAUAAAGCAUUCAUUAUCAAAACAACGA